CAGAAUGGGCUUGUGUAACUUUGCGAACGUGCCAGAAAAGUUUAAAAAGCCCUCAUCUCCUCCCACCCACCUACCCUCCGCCCCUCCUUCCCUCCCUCCGCUGCCGCUUCAUUCCAGACACCAGCAAAAGCAAGAGGGAGAGGCGGCUCGCUCAGUCCCGCGCCGAGCGCAUUCCUUUUAGCAAUCUUGGAGAGGAAGAGAGGGGACGCUUGUUGCAAAGGGGAAAUCUGCCACCUGUGUACGAAGACAGUGCCCAGGCGCCUGCAAGAGCUGCUGCUUCGCCGUCGGACUGUUGUUUGGCUCGACGGUCCUUCCAGGACCCAGGGGUGCCAAGGGGUACCCCACUCGCCGCCGCCGCAGCCAUGCGCCUCUCCACCCGGCCGCCGCUGCUGCUCCGUGUAGCCCAGCUGCAGGCGUGCGUCUAUUGGAGUUGCCUGCUGUGCGCGCCGUCGGGCGCGCUGCCUCAGCCAAGGAACCCGCCGCCGCCGGCCGUGUGGAGGCAAAGGAUUCAGUGGGAGAACCAGGGGCAGCUAUACAGCCUGCUCAGCGUGGGCUCCCAGUACCAGCCGCCUCGACGGCGCGCAAGCCAGCAGCCCGCGCAAGGCGGCCACGUGUUGCUCCUCCGGGGCAAUGGCACCGCUCCGCGCAGGGCGCAAGCCAUCGCCGCCGACGGCACCACCCGGAGACCCGAGGCGCAGCACUGGUUCCAAGCCGGCUACCAGCAGCCCGCCGGCGACGGGGGGCGCGGGGCCGACGGCGCUGCCAGCAGCAGCUCUCGGCGAGCGCCCCUCGCCAGCGCCCCCUCCAGGCCGGGCAACAGCAGCGGCGCGCCUCCUCUGAGCAACUUCCCUCGGGCGCGCGGCUUAGACCGCAUGGUGGGCGAUGACCCGUACAACCCGUACAAGUACUCGGACGACAACCCGUACUAUAACUAUUACGACACGUACGAGCGGCCCCGGCCCGACAGCCGACAGCGGCCCGGUUAUGGCACCGGUUACUUCCAGUACGGUCUCCCAGACUUGGUACCAGAUCCGUACUACAUCCAAGCAUCCACUUAUGUGCAGAGGACUUCCAUGUACAACCUGAGGUGCGCUGCUGAAGAGAACUGCCUUGCAAGCUCAGCUUACAGGUCGGAUGUCAGAGACUAUGAUAAUAGAAUGCUUCUGAGAUUCCCCCAGAGAGUGAAAAACCAAGGCACAUCGGAUUUCUUGCCAAGCCGACCACGAUACUCUUGGGAGUGGCACAGUUGUCAUCAACACUACCACAGUAUGGAUGAAUUCAGCCAUUAUGACUUGCUUGAAGCAAGCUCCCAAAGGAGAGUUGCUGAAGGACACAAAGCAAGCUUUUGUCUUGAAGAUACGUCCUGCGAUUACGGAUACUAUAGAAGGUAUGCGUGUACAGCACAUACGCAGGGAUUGAGCCCUGGGUGUUAUGACACAUACAAUGCUGACAUAGACUGCCAAUGGAUUGAUAUCACAGAUGUUAAACCUGGAAAUUACAUCUUAAAGGUUAGUGUAAACCCGAGCUACUUGGUACCAGAAUCAGACUACUCCAACAAUGUAGUGCGUUGCGAUAUCCGUUAUACAGGUCACCAUGCAUAUGCGUCUGGCUGCACAAUUUCACCGUAUUAAGAUGAAAGAAAAUUUAUGCAACGGUGUCCAAGGUUUUGAGGUGAAAUUAUUUUAUAAACUUGAGACAGGAUGUAAAAACUUUUGAAAGCGAAAACGAAAAAAGGACCAGAGUAUAUACAAAAAGAAUUUUAAUGACUCUGAAGCAUUAAGACCUCCUUCAGAAUGAAUGUUGUCACUCAAUUCAUGUGUUCAACUUUUGAGGACAGUGAAAGAUUGGUGCUUUAUAUACAGUAUUUCAAAUUCUACAGGAAGUUUUAACCCAUUCACAGAAAUGCCUUUUCUCUGACUACUGGAAAAUCAGUACGCUAUUUGUGAAUGAGCUUAAGGAACAAUUUAAAGGAUAUUCAAAGAGGCUGAGAUUCAAAGAUUUACUUUAGGUUCAUAUAUGCCCAAUGGAAUCUUACACAUUUUACUUUUUUUUAACAACAGACUCCAACCCCUCCAUAUCAAAACUAUGCUUUUUACAUUUUCAUUUUCUUUGGAGGUUUAUUGCUAGGUAGCAAGUGGCCAGGGCAGUGGUGUCCAAAGGUUCAUGGAACUAAUUUCACAAUUAUUUGGUCUGCAGUCAUAUAAUAAAUACUGAGAGUAAGGAGGAGGAGGAAAAAUCAGUGGUCAUGGGGCAAAAUCUGGGGCAAACUCUGGGGAAAUGAAACUCCCAACAGAGCUAAACACCCAGCAUGAUAAUUUUCUAUCCUUGGGACAAAAUGUAUUGUUCACUUUUUAAGAACUGUUCAUGCUUCAUGUAUAGCAAUGGUUAUUCAUUACACCUUUUCAGAUGAAAGUAUUUGCAUUUUAGACGUAUUAGCGGGCAAGUAUCUUCUUAAACCAGAUGCCUAUUGGUAUUUUGACAAGCCAUUUUUUCAGAAUAUGAAAUAGUGAAUUACCCAUUUCCAAUGUUUGCUGCAGAUUGCUUUGCACAUUUUCUUCUUUUUUCCGUACAGCUCUAAAGAUUUUAAAUUACGAUUAUUUAGAAACUAUUCUCCCUUAAUAGAAUUUGGGUAACCUGGAUUAAAGCUGAUCUAUACACUCGGCAGAAAAAAAUAAGUCUAUUUACAAAGGUGGAAUUUCUAGGUAUUUUCCAUUAUUUAGUGCAAACUUUAAUUGAUUAAAAAAAAAGGUUAGGAGUAAUAUAGUCUGGUAGCAUCACAAAACAAGGCUUAAAAGACUGAUUCACAAGGAGCUAAUGGAUGUUCUCCAUGAAUACUGUGUUUUAAACCUUGUAGGCAGUCAGAAAGAAUGAAGGUUUUUUUUAUAAAAAAACCAUACUAGCAGGAUAUUCAGUAGGCUGCAUACUAAAUAAUGCAGUACUGUAUUAUAUGAUAAUACCUGCCAUAUGCAGGAUUCCACAGGCAAACUUGUAAAUAAUUUAAGUGAAGAAAAUCAUAACUCCAAAUUGAAAAUUGGUUGUUAGAGGUAGAAGAAUCAUUCCUCCUUUGGCUAAAGUGAAAUAGAUGGGUUUCUCCACCUCCCAAAACUGUGAAAUAAUUUCUAGCAGAUGGGAGUCUUCCUUCCCACUACUAGCUUGCUGAAAGGCCCUAUAAAUAUUCAGUUGUUGGCCAUGCUUUUUAGCUGUUAGAACUAAAACUUGCUGCAUUUUGAGUGCAUUCCAUACAUUAAAUAUGAAAGAAGUGAUAUACAUUAAGCUUGGGGAAUAUAAGGACAUUUUCAAUAACCAUUUCUUGGAGAUGUUUAAUGGCUUGGAAUAUGUGAUUGUCUUGAAGACGCUCAAGCUCCUCCACUUUUAGUACUACAAUUUAUUUUGCAAAUUUAAACAAAAAUUUGUCAUCCACACCACUGUCUGUCCAGGCUGACAAGACCUGCUUCUGCCUAUUUUGCUUGCCAGUGCCUUCCCCUUAGCUUGGAUAGUUCUGGUGGAUGUUGAAAUCACCAGUCCUACCAUGUGUAAUAUGUCCAGUAUCACACAUGAACAUAAGCAACACCCUUUCAUACGUCAACAACAAUUGCUAUCCACAUGAUAAAAAAAUUCCUUCCAGUAGCACCUUAGAGACCAACUUAGUUUGUUAUUGGUAUGAGCUUUCGUGUACAUGCACACUUCUUCAGAUACACUGAAACAGAAGUCACCAGACCCUUAUAUGGGGAGGGGUAUUACUCAGAAGGGUGGUGGGAAUAACACCAUUACUGGCCCCAACAACAUCAAACAUACCAUCUCAGGACUAUUUAAUUGCUCAACUUCCAACAUUGUGUAUGCCAUCAAAUGCCAGCAGUGCCCUUCAGUUCUCUAUAUUGGACAAACAGGCCAAACCCUACGCCAAAGGAUAAAUGGACAUAAAUCGGACAUCAGGAAUCACAAGACAGAGAAACCAGUAGGAGAACACUUCAGUCUCCCAGGACAUUCUAUACAAGAUCUCAAAGGAGCUGUCUUAUUACAAAAGAAUUUCAGAAACAGACUGGAAAGAGAAGUUGCUGAAUUGCAGCAACUUAUUACCAAACUUAAAACCAUGGAGAGACCUGGUCGGAAUAGAGACAUUGGAUUCUUAUCUCAUUAUACACGAUAAAGCUAUUUUUAGCCAUCUCA
This is a messenger RNA of Podarcis raffonei (Aeolian wall lizard), 4167 nucleotides long. RefSeq names its product lysyl oxidase (gene LOX). The transcript has 7 exons. Lineage: Eukaryota; Metazoa; Chordata; Lepidosauria; Squamata; Lacertidae. Gene Ontology annotation, molecular function: protein-lysine 6-oxidase activity; copper ion binding. The coding region runs from base 363 to 1631 and encodes 422 amino acids. Gene Ontology annotation, biological process: peptidyl-lysine oxidation. The record is from RefSeq and is a predicted model, not a curated record.